ACGAAACACAGCACCAGAAUGGUGUUGCUUUGGAGGUAGUAGGUAUGCCCGUAGGUUUGCCCCCAGCUGCACAUGUCCCUAGUAGGCAACAGCAGCAGCCGCCUCCACCACCUCCCGGAGGUCCGCACCACGGAUAUAAUACCCUGCACCAUCCUCGAUCAGCCGGACUUUUGGCAGAGUACCAGACUUCGUCCAGUGUACCUCAACCUCCACCACCGCGGGGCUCGGCUGUCCCACGCACAAUGUCGUCUGCAGACGCCGGUUCAAAUGAACAUGAGGCUGGGAUGACGAUGACUCGAACCGUGAGAUUACCGACUGCUCACUUAGCAGCAGCUGCAGCCGCUGCUCACCAUAAUAUGCAGCAAUCACAGCAUCAUCACUCCUCGAAUGGAGGUCGCCCCAACUCACUACCCCCACAGUCUUCUUCAGGAAUCGGUCUCAAGAGGGGUCUGUCCACCUCUAACGAAGACGACGAACAUCACCACCACCACGUAAACGGUGACGGAGUACCCACGACCAAGAGAAUGAUGAGCGUGGAGGAACACUCCACUUCAUCUAGACCACCACUAACGAGAGGGGAGUCCCUGCCUGCUGCUGUAAGUCACACGACUCCGUUCAUCGAAAGUCGUUUCAAGGACAAACAUCCUAUUAGGGCGCCGUCCUUUGAUACAGCCACUUACAAGCCCAAUGGUUACCCCGCAGUACCUCUGGGCGUGAGUAAUGGGGGAGCAGGUUCCCCUCUGGGCCCCCGAACCGGGUCUCCCCCGGAGUCACAGCAGUCGAACUCGCAGGCCCCUUCUCAACAACAGCAGCAACAACAACAACAGCAACAACAACAACAACAACAACAACAGCAGGGUAGCAAUGGGCAGUCGCCCAUGGCGGCCCUCAUGUCCGUAGCUGAUAACCUGCCCCCUGGUUCACCUCGAAGUGCUGGGGGGAGUCCCCCGGGGUCUGGGGGCCCAAGGUCAGCCUCAAGAGGUUCUCAGCAUUCACCCAAUUCCUCAGGAUCCACUAGUGGUCGCCGAUCAUCAGGUAGUCGUCAUGUCAGUUCAACGACAGUGACCUCUAGUGAAACUACCAACAGUAACGGCGUUUCCGGAGAGGGCGCCGGCACACCGACAGGUAAUGCCGGAGAGGGUGGCACAAAUCCUGGUGGAGGUGGCAGCAGCGGAGCCCCAGGUUCUGUACCCAGCACGACUACGCUCAAGUGUACGCUGUGCCAAGAACGGCUCGAGGAUACACAUUUUGUCCAAUGUCCCUCCGUCCCCCAUCACAAGUUCUGCUUCCCCUGCUCUCGGGAUAGCAUCAAGAGGCAGGGGGCUGGGUCAGAGGUUUAUUGUCCAAGUGGAGAGAAGUGCCCUCUGGCAAACUCGAAUGUUCCCUGGGCAUUUAUGCAAGGUGAAAUUGCAACCAUUCUGGGCGAAGAAUUUAAAGUUAAGAAGGAGCGGGAGACUUAAGCGAAGAAGAGGAAAGCCCAUAAACUUGGGUCACUUGUCUCCGCGUUUGUUUCCGACUUCUCUUCUCUUUAUGUAAGCGAGAGAGAGGAGUUGUGUACUACAGUGGGAGGUCAGCAAGAUGAUUUCUCUGAAUGUGGUAAGGUUUAAGGGCAUGUGGUACAGUUUCCCCAUCCCUAAGCUGAAGCCGAUGGAGAGGUACAAGUAGUAAAGGCAGCGGGUUUUGGUUUCAAGAGUUCCUACACCCAGGAAAUACCGGGGUCGGGUACUUACGGGCCGGUUAAUAUUUGAAUGUUCCUGGUUUAGGAUACUAUGAUAAGAUAGGAUUUGACGAUAGGUUUACUGUAAAGGUCCCCCGAAGAUAUUAUUUUAUGAUCAAAGUAUGUGCCACUUUGGGCCGUACGUGGUUAAUACUGGUCGUCAUCUGUUCUAAUUGUAAUUGAUACGCAGGGUCACUAAAAUGAGACGUGAAGGGCACGUGACUGUAGCGCUCUUGUCGCGGAUAUGUUCGUCGGCGUGUAUUAUUAAUAUUAUUAUAAUAAUUAUUAAUUUCUUUCACAAAUGGAAGUCAUUAUGUUGACGUGGUAAGGCUAAAUGGUUUAUUUGGUAUGUUUUAGGCAAAUACCAAGCCGUUUUCAUGGCAAGAUGUUUCGCAAUUUCUUUGAGCAAAAGCAGAAGUAGAAGCUGUGACUAACUUUAUUUCAAGUCUUUCAGAAAGACUGUCUUACAUGUAUAUAAUGAAACAUAAGCAUUUUCUGUACAUAAGAUUUGAAGAAUCUGAUACAAUUACGACCGUCUCGCAAUUAUUACGAUUGCAGCGCGUUUUCUUUACGACCUCUUCCUAUUUUCUGUCUUUUACGUACACGCUAAGAAAAAAAACAUUUGUAUUCAUCUGGCCGAGGUACAAAGACUAGCAAUUAAAUUGUGCAAGUAACUACAAGAAGUGUUAGGUAUUGCUUGAAAGAAGUCGAGUUUGUGGAGUUUAAACGCAGGUGAAAUGUGUUAUAUAGGUUAAUGUAGCAGCUCCGUUUUUCAUUCGGAGCCAAUUUUUUAUGAAGAGUUUUGUAAUAUACUCACAUUAACAAUGAUGAAACUCUCUUUUAAGUGUACAAAUUAUGAUAAGUGUCACAUGCAAGUAAUAUGGAAGUUCUGUCGUUGAUUUUGGGGGGGUGGGGGCACAUAAUAGCACUGUAGUUAUCAUCUUAGUAUAAAUUUGUAACAUGAGCUUGCUACACAUAGGCAACAAAUUUUAUUUGGUGACAAAGUUUCAUUCGAUGUGAACAGCGCGUCGAUAAAUGUAUUCAAAAUUUGUAAACGAAGCCACGUGAACGGUGUCGAGAAGUUGUCGGGUGUACAAGCGCACUGCACUCGUCACGGUCUCUGUUUGGAAUUCUGUGAUCGCAACCAAGUUCACGAUUAAUCGACAGCCGACACGGACUUUAUUCACUCCUCUUUAAGUACGCUGUUGUCUAUAUGUAACUGAUGAUGAGAGUUGAGUGGGAGUGAAGAAGUUUGGAGAUUUCUGCACGUUGCCGAGCAGGUAACACAGUUUCUACUAUAACGAGCGUUCGCCAGCCAAAUGUACGAGCGAACCUGCAAUAUUAGCUGAGCACUUUCAGGCCUGUCUUUGUUUUCUUGUAAUUAAGCUAUACUUUUGCUGUAACAAAUGAUUGUGUACACUAAAAUACAAAGUGUGUUGUAAUAAUAAUAAUAAUAAUAAUAAUUAUAAAUAAUUGAUGAUAUAAAAAGUUCCUUGUGGGCAUUUCAAGUCUCUAUAAUUUUUUUUCUUCUAUACUUAGAUAUUGUAUUUCUUUUCUGCUUUGCAGUAAUUUGUUUGUCUUCCAUAUUAUCUUUAGUAUUUACUUUUGCAAAGUAUGUUAUCAUAAGAAAUAUUCCAGGGUUCUGCCAAAAUUUCCCACUUAUUCAUUUUAUAUCUAAGAAUGCGCAACCUCUUUCAGCUGGAAUGGUAUUUGAAUGUGGUCGUGACUAAAUUAAAUUUGUUUGCAUUGACAGUAUUGGAACUGCGAUGAUUUAUCAAUAUUUGGAAGUUCCCUCAAUAUUGGGAAGUUCCCUCAAUAUUGGAGAGUUCCCUCAAUAUUGGGAAGUUCCCUCAAUAUUGGGAAGUUCUGUCAAUAUUUGGAAGUUCCCUCAUAUUAUUAUGCCCUGAAUAUUAUUAUGUAAUAUGCAUUUUGGUUGUCUUAUUACGUAGCUAAAUUGACUCGGUAGUCCGAAGAUAUUAAUUUUGGAAUAUGAAGUUUGAACCUGCUUCUACAUACUUUUUGUGGUUUUAACACUUUUUAAAACAAAGUUUAAUAAAAGUACUAGUAAAAUUCAAUCUGCAGUGUAGAAACCCAACUAAGAUACUUUUAUCGGAUACUUAUUUGAUUUCAGGUUGCGCUUGGUCACUUUUUGAUCUUGCUACCCGUGUUUUAGUAUUGAAAAUGCUGUACAUUCUUCACCCUUUCACUGUUGUCCUUCUGCCGGUGAUAUCAAUUGUCCUUAUUCCUUUUACCUUGAACUAUGAAACCCCACCAACACUCCUUAUGAUAACCUAGUCAAUGCCUGGGCGACUCAGUAAUUAGUUGUCCCAAUGAAGGAACUCCAAAACUCGCUGGUGUGUUUUAAAUGAGAAAAAAAAAUCCCUUGUGUAGUAGUAUUAAAUUUAGUAGCUAGAAAUGUGUUUACUCUCUUGUUAUAUAUAGGUUUUUGCGCUACACAUCAAUCAAUUGUAACAAGAAGUGGUAAAAAAAAUAAACAUGUGUAAAGAUGGUCUUUUUCGUGAAGUCGGAGCAGUUUUAAUAAUUAAGAUUCUAGUAUUGCAAUUUUUUUUUUCAUCUGUACAAAGAAGAGUUUUUGUAGUAACAUCAUUUGUAAUGUAACAACGUGAUCAAAGGUAAAUGAAGUCGGUGAGGUUCUGUUAAAAGUCUAAAAUUACCAAAAUAAUCCCCCGGUAAAAUAUUUGUUUCAAACACCGUGCUUGCGGUCUUCAAUAGUGUUUGCCACUAGGCUAACAAAGCGUGACAUUCUUUAUUCACAUUUUGGAAUCUGAAUCUGUGUAAGGAACGGCGUGUUUGAAGUCGUAACUGGGCGUCAAACAUUUUUCACACUCUUGAAAAGGUAAAUUUUUGUGUUUACUGAAACGAGUUUUCUUUUACAAAUUUUAUUUUAUUGUAUCGACGCAGCACUAAAUACGAAGUGUUUGACAUCUUCAGUGCUAGCGUGACGUGGAACAUCAGAAUUAAGAAGAAAAAGUUAUAUUUUUCAAUGUAAAUGCAGUUAAGUAUCAUUCUAAUGUAGUCUUCUUUUAAUUUGCUUAAAAUGUAUUAUUUCCUUACUAGACGGUCCGUCUCAUUUCUGAACAUGAAAAUGUGGGCACGACGAGAUUUUAAGGCGCAGCCUAUCCAUAAGAUGUUCUGUGCCGUUAUAUGCGUAAAGAAUUCCUAAAUAAAUUCCUAAGAGUCUCAUCUCUUCCCAUCCUCUGUUAUUUUUCUAAGUCGCGUUGUGUUUUGAGAAUUGAUUCGAUUUGCGCUUAUUUCUUGGCAGUACAGAAAUCCGAUCGCUUAAUCUGAAAAUUUUACAAAUACAAAAUGUAAUCAUUUCUUUUAGCCCCCGUUUUUAAUUUGAUUUUUAUGGAUAUUAUUCUGUGUCUUGUACUGUGACCUCUUGUUUUGAAUUUGGGGGAAUGUUUUGGUUACAGUAAAAUUGGGUAAUAACCGUCGAUAUUUAUGGUGUCAUUUUGACGGUUAUUAGCACCAUUGGUUUGCCUCUGUAUUUGGAAAUUCCGCUAAAGAAUUGAGCAUGGUUUCUCUUGGUACAUGUAGAUGAGUCUACAGGAUAUAAUGUGCGACUCGUUCGGUAAGUUCACGGCGAAGACUGGCUAUUUUACUGCGUAGAUUUAAAAAAUACGUGCUGGCACUUUAAACAGGAGCAAAUUAUGGUAACUGAAGUUUUUGUUGUCUUGUGGAAGAUGGAAAGGAUGUUUUGUUUUACCCAGGAGUUCUUGUCAGUAUUUUUAAUAGAAGAUGCAGACUAUUUACCUUCAAAUGUAGUAGUGAAUGAAUAUAUGUAUGUAUGUUUUAUGUUCUGAAGUAAGCUACCCCCGUUGUGUUUGUAAAUACAUGUAAAAAUAGUUUUAAAAAACAUAUAUAUUAAAACUUAUGUGUAGGAUUGUGUUGUAAAUGAUAAUCAUUACUUGGAUGUUAACACACGCCCUUUAUACAGAUUUUAUGUUAUUUGCUUAAUUAAUUUGUAGACGAAAUGGCAUCGCCACCGAAUUAUCAUCCAUUUAGUGUUAUAGGAAAAACCUUACUGCUUUGUAAUAUGACUUAACGGUUCAGAUACCUGCUACUCAUGAAAUAAAAAAAAUAUUUUUCGGUGUUAA
Zootermopsis nevadensis is the source of this 5838-nucleotide messenger RNA. RefSeq names its product Protein interacting with Ttk69 and Sin3A (gene Pits). Gene Ontology annotation, molecular function: transcription corepressor activity. The record is from RefSeq and is a predicted model, not a curated record. NCBI's taxonomy places the organism in Eukaryota, Metazoa, Arthropoda, Insecta, Blattodea, Termopsidae. Gene Ontology annotation, cellular component: nucleus. Gene Ontology annotation, biological process: regulation of transcription by RNA polymerase II.